Molecule: messenger RNA, 5782 nt
Organism: Scatophagus argus
Lineage: Eukaryota; Metazoa; Chordata; Actinopteri; Scatophagidae
Gene: rnd3a
Product: Rho family GTPase 3a
Exons: 5
Coding region: 237-968 (243 amino acids)
Biological process (GO): small GTPase-mediated signal transduction
Molecular function (GO): GTP binding; GTPase activity
Source: RefSeq, a predicted model, not a curated record
CGUGUGGAGGCUCGCGGGAGGGACGAGCCUCGUCCUGACUGCUGCCAUUGGCUCCUGCGACGUUAUAAAUACAAGCAAAUGGCAUUUACCGGCUCAGAACAGGCGGAGACGCAGGGGGGGAGGCAGGCAGGCAAGUUGGGAGGCACCGCGACGGCAUCUGUCGCUAUCCAUCUCGACGCUUUACGCACACACAGGGACUGGACUCAUUUUUUUAUACUUAAUCCCGGCUGAAAUCAAUGAAGGAGAGACGCUCGUGUCAGAAAUUAUCUCUGAAAUCCGGCAUGGAUCCCAGUCAGAGUGUGAAGUGUAAGAUAGUGGUGGUGGGAGACAGCCAGUGCGGGAAGACUGCCCUGCUUCACGUGUUCGCCAAGGACUGUUUCCCUGAGAGCUACGUCCCCACGGUGUUUGAAAACUACACAGCCAGUUUUGAAAUCGACACACAGAGGAUUGAGCUCAGUUUGUGGGACACGUCAGGAUCUCCAUACUACGACAACGUAAGGCCCCUGUCCUACCCAGACUCUGAUGCCGUCCUCAUCUGUUUCGACAUCAGCCGCCCUGAAACACUCGACAGCGUGCUGAAAAAGUGGAAAGGGGAGAUCCAGGAGUUUUGUCCCAACACUAAGAUGCUGUUGGUUGGGUGUAAGUCAGACCUGCGCACCGACCUGAGUACACUGGUGGAGCUUUCCAACCAUAGACAGACACCAGUCUCUUAUGACCAGGGUUCCAGCAUGGCAAAGCAGAUCUCGGCGCCCUACAUCGAGUGCUCAGCUCAGCAGUCGGAGAACAGCGUCAGAGACAUUUUCCACGUGGCCACGCUGGCUUGCAUCAACAAAAACAACAAAAACGUCAAGCGCAGUAAGGCUGCCCGCGGCAACAAGAGGAUUUCACACAUGCCCGGUAGGCCCGACCUGGCGGCUGUGGCCUCGGACCUCCGGAAGGAUAAAGCCAAAAGUUGCUCGGUCAUGUGACUGAUCAGACUGAGGAGGAUAAGACUGAGAAUGAGGACAGAGCACAGCACAAGCAGGAAGCUAUGGGGCAUUGCUCAAUCCUGCAUGCUAAAGACCCCUUAUUUGUCUGGAGAGGGGUUUUAUAAGCUUCAAUUGAUGUACAUGUUACUGGAAUACACCAACGAAAACUCAGUGCGUAGCGGCGUCCCAAUCAUUGUGGCCCCCCCCACCCCACCAGACGAGGAAGCUAUCUGUCAGCGAGCUACCUGCUCGGGGAAGUGACCUGCUUCCUCUGGGAGGACAAAGCGGAUGCGGUCGAGGCUUUCCACACCAACAGGAAAUGAGCAGGAGGGGUGAUGUCAUUAGGAGAUGCUCAUUUGUAAAGGAAGGGUUUAAGAACAUGUGAUAUUUUGAACGAGAGCCAAUGGCAGCGAUGGGGGUUUGCUUGCUGCCUGGGAAAAAAAAAGAGGAGCUGCUGUUGUUUGUGCUGGAUCAAAGACUUUUUGCUCGGAGGGCUUAUACAAAAACUCGUCACUGUAGUUUGUAAGUGAUUCACUCUCACCCCUGCUCCUGUAACUGUUCGCCUGUGUGCACAGGAGGUUAGAAGAGGAAUUUCUUUGUCCCACACAAAGGAAACCUGGCACUGUUCGUCCCCUGUCUCUGAGAUGUUGUCGGUAUAAUGUGAAGUCAUUGGUGUGUAACUUCAUUGCUGUGUUAUUUUAGCUUCACCCUGUUGAGUUUCAACCAUGAUCCUAGGAGCUGAAUGAUGAACUCUGAUCAGGCCUGAGCUGUUUUAGUUCAUAACUGCACAAUUGUGUGAGUGAGACAGCCGUUCUGCGCCCGUUUAUUUCACCUCAACAGCCAUAGAUGGAUAAUGACUCUCUGAAGACAGAUCAUCCUAACUGUUCUCCAUGCCAGCAGGUUUAUGCAGCCCUCUACAUCAUGCUGGAGAGCCAAAGAAGAAAUGUCUCAAAGCUGUUUUCAACCUCUAGGAUUUGGCCAACAGUUUCAUUAGGUCCAUGUGACAAAUAAUAUGUGUAAUUUGGCUGUUAAGUUUCACCAGUUUGUUACAUUGUGUUAGAACAAGUUAGAUUAGAAAAGAAAAUCAGCUUACAUAACAUGUUUUAAACCCUUAAUGGGCCCAAAGGCAAAUUUGACUAAAUGUGUAAAAUGAGUCUGUCCUAACAGGCCAACAGUGAGUUUGAGCAAUGAAGCAAUUUUCCACUGCACUUUAGGGAGGAACAUGAAAGCAACAAUUAAAGCCAGCUUCUUAGGCUCUGAAAACAUCAGAAUUGUCUGCUGUGCAUUACCCUGAAGUGCUCAGACUGUUGAUGUUGGGUAAAAUCCUCACGAAGGCCAAGUCACCACCAGAUUUGUGUGUCAUGACCCUUCAGCCCAUCAGGCUCCUUUGAAAUAUGUCAUAAUGUAAAAUAGGUGUCAAUUUGAAAAUUAGGCAAAGUUGUGGUUUUCUCUCUCACAGCAGUGCAGUUAAAAAGCUGUUAAAUAUCAAAGGCAUUGAUGCACUUUUAAUGUAACUUUCAGACUUCCCAGUUAGCUUGUUCAAAUGUCAGCGCUGUCACAUUUGGCGGCUCAGUGGCCCAACUCUUAUCUUCAUUUUUGAAUUUCUUGUCUUCUUCCCCAUGUGCAUUUUCAUGUUUUCUUGAAUGUUGAUGUCACCUUCUGAUGUCUUUGCCAAUGUUGUUGCCGCAAUAUUUAUUGAAAUAUAUUUUCCCUUUAGAAUAAAUGCAAAUGGAAUUAAAUAGAAGUGUCUCUUCUGUUCAUUGAGAGAGAACAUGAGGUGAUAUGUUAUCACUUUAGCAGAACCCACAUUUCACUCAAAAGGAGCAUGCUUGAAUAAAACACAUUGAAUUGGGUAUUUUCUGAUCAUACUUGUAAACAGCAUGACAGAGUAACCUGAUCUCUGGCACAGAUCGUGUUUCUCUGACCACUGUUUCACACUUUCCUCCGAGCUGAGGUAACUGCAAUCAUUUCUGCACAAGUUCAGGCUGCCAUCAAGGAUGUUCUCAGUCCUUUUCAUCUUAAAGUUGAGUUCUUUUGGAAAGAAAUAAGCUGAAAUAAUAUUAUGUGGUCAAAAAGUGUUCUGCUGCACAGCUGUCUGACAUGAGUCAAAGCAGGUGCUCAAAAACAAAAAUUAAAUGUGGACUUCAGCACCUGUGUGACACAUGUGCCUGGAAUAAAGUCAUUUGGACACACAGGUGCUGAAGUCCAGGCACAUGUGCUUUGCAAUCACAGCGAUGUUACACAGCUGUCUGCUCAUUCACAGUAGAAUUUGGACACAAAAUACCUUAUAAAUGAAGGCAAAAUGUUUCUAUGAAGCCAAAAUUGAUGUGUUGUCGAAAAUGUAUUUAAAACUUCUAUGCAGCAGCUUAAGAAACUGAAAACAAGCAGGAUUAAUAAAUUAAGUUUAUUUAAAACAGGAAAUGAAAACUAAUAGUGAAUUUGAGAUACCUGAAGGUGAUAUGUGUUCCACCUUAGAGAAGGUGUAUAUUGGCAGACCUUUGGAUGAGUCAUAUUUUUUUUCUUCAUCCUUCAGCGUCUCUAAUUUGGACAAAGGGCACACCUGCGAUUUGUUGUCAUGAUUGCACAGGUGUGGCCCGUAUAGUGGCCAAUUAGCUUCCUGCCCUGUAACACUCAGACAAAGCCAUGUAGCUGAAAUGUGAUGGGAGCCUUUGUUUGCGCUCUCUGUGCAGCGGCCAGACAUGCCUGGAGUCAAAUGACUUAGAAACCAUUAUUUUGCAGUGGGUUUAUGUGUGCUUUUGGGGGAUUAUACAAUGUUUACAUUUGCCAGAUGAGAGUUUGUAACAGGAAGGUUUAUUGAUUCCCAGAGAAAGGAGCAAAAUGUUGGAGAUAAAAUGUUAGCGUGGAAUAAAUGCAAGUCAUGUCAGCCGUAAAUUCCCUGCUGGGCCCUGUUCUCUGUACACAGAUAACUGAAUUAACCAGAAGUGAUUGUUCACAAUUUGACUCAAACCUGUAUUUUUUCAGCCCUUCAAGGCUGUCUUAAUAUUUUUAUGGAGCGAUACAUUUGUAAGUGUAUGCACAAUUAGCUGGACCAAGACUUUUCACAACAAAGUUACAUGUACAGAGGCAUACAAAAGAAAAAUCAAUACUGUGCUGCUUCAGUACACAGUACAUACUGAAACAACAAACUUUAAUUGCUGCAGAUGCCAAACGGGUUGAAAGAGUUUACACAACAAUGUUAACAUUCAUCUCUUCGGCUCUUCAGUAUGACAAGAGUGUUUCCUUUCAGCAAAACCAAUUGGACUUGAGGCCUUGACUGCCUUGACAUCUCGGUGAAAAGCAGCUGAAUGGAACAAAAAGCUCUCUAUGAGUCACACUACAUCGUCUGGUCUGCUUGAAAAGCUACAGUAUCACUGCAAGCAGACAAUGUUGAACGAGCUGUGGUAAAUUCUCCAGGGCCACCGUGCAUGCAAACUGCUUUUCCUCACACAGCAAGCCUAUAUAUCAUGUAAUGACUUCAUCACAUGUAGACAGCCUGAGAUGUAUUAGGUUGUCAGAGGCAGGAAAACAGGGCUGUCAGGUGAAAAAUAAAUGUCAGAGAUGAAAGAUGCUCCAACUGUGCUGCCUGUGGCUGCAUUUUCUCUUUUUCAUUACCAUGCAUUAAUAUUCAAUUUAAGUCCCAUUUGUAAAGUCUUCAAAUUCAUGUCCCUUUUUUUCUAAGUGAACUGACAUUUUGCAGCUAAAAUACACAGAUUUUAACUUCCCCCUGGUCCCAGUCUUUGUGCUAAGCUAACCAACUAGCCGUAACUUUAUAACAGUCUACAAACAUGACAAUGAUGGUUUUCUACUCUCACUCUGAAGAGAAAAUGAAAGACAUUUUCAAAAAUACUGAGCCAAAGUUUUCCUUUCAACUUAAAUACUAACUGGCUUUCCUCUUUCACCGUUAAUCUCAAGCCAGCACUGCAACAGAUAAAGGCGCUAAUGUGUUAUGGUUGCAUUUUAAUGCAAGCUAACCGCAGACUCUGUGCGCGCGCAGGUUUUUAGAUCAUUCUGAUUGGUCCGCUUAUUUCGCGCGUCAAACACGCACAAGGUUGUUCCACCAAUUAAACCACUCGUGUUCGUGUUAGCGAAGUCAGGUGAGUUGAACCUGCAGCUUUUGUUGGCUGAAAUGGAGGAGAAGUAUAACGGUCCGUGAAAGGAGAGUGUAAGGAAGAAGCUCGUAACUUGGGGAAUUUAUUCUGCUCAAAAACUUCUGGCUCAAAGGACUCAACCCUGGCAAGUGUCCCGCUGUUAGCCAAACACGCAGCUAGCUCCGGGCUAGCAGCUGUGCCCAGUGAGAAAGAAUGGCGACAAACGUUUUCAGACUCGUUGAAGCUAUUGGACAUUUUGACUGUGGACAUUUCAUGUAGGCUGCAAUGGAUUUAAUGUCAUUUUUGCUGGACUGGACUCAGACUGACGGCUCCACGUUGUAAACAUCACUGGUGAGUUCUCUCAUGUUCAUUAUUUGCGAUGACAUUGGCUCUUCAUGGAUGCUUGCUAGCUCGUCUUUUCAAAAAUUGCGUGUUUGUUGCUGCUUGUGUUGCAGACCGCCGUGUCUGCUUGGUUAUUGCAGUCAUGUUAAUUGUUUGUAUGCUUGUAGUUUGUUGUUGUUGUGGGUUAAUUAUUGUGUGUUAGCAUGCGGCUGUGCGGUUGCUCGGGCGUUCAACAUCACUGAAUGUCAAGCUGUGUUCAUUUGUCUUCUGUCUUUGCUUAUUAAGUCCACUUAUUUUUUUGUCCUCUAGCUGACUGGGUUUUGGUUAAUUGGUAAAUCCAUGGUGCUGACCAUGGUUCUGAAACAGCCUAUCAGCAGUUGUGCU